This is a messenger RNA of Purpureocillium lilacinum, 837 nucleotides long. Lineage: Eukaryota; Fungi; Ascomycota; Sordariomycetes; Hypocreales; Ophiocordycipitaceae. The record is from RefSeq and is a predicted model, not a curated record.
AUGACAUUUGCCAGUGAGGCAACCGAGUCCUUGGUGGAAGGCGUCUGGCACCGCAGGAAUCUGGGCACGAUCAGACCCGACUGGUCUCUGAAAACGCUGGGGAACUUGAUUUUAACCGCCCAUGUCGUCCGUCUUGUUUGGUUGGGGACGUUAACGGCGGAGACAAGUCCGGGGCAAGACAUGGCAACGGUCAACGUGGACAUAUUUACUGUUCUAAUUUGCAGCAGGCCAGCAGUUGCACCAGCACCUGGCCUCCUGUACGUAGGCGCAGCCCAGGCAGCUUCAGUGCCUCCGCAGGCAAGCUCGGCUAUCAGAGCCAACAGCAUGUGCGCGAGCCGUCACGGACGAUCGACUGAACUCAUCAUAACCCUCAACCCCAACCUUUUGCACGCUCUCCGGCUCUCCCGCGAACGCACAGUUUACAGAAGUCGUGACUUGCAUUCACAUUUGAUUCUCUGCUCCUUCUGGUGCCCUCACGACACGCCCAGCCAUGGGUCUUGCAGUACCGCCCCCGGCGCCACCCAGGAGCUCGCCCGCGGGUCCUUUACAAGCUGCCUGGGACCGACACUUUCCUCUACGGCCACAACGGCAGGCUUCCAUGUGCGCAUCGACGCUGCAUCCCGUCUUCUUCACUCAACGGCUCCAGAAGCCCAUCGCGCCGGUAGUCUCAUCGCCACACGGCCUGGGAAGCAACAGUCCUGUCGCGCAUGGAUACGUGUACCAGGAGGCGCUCGCGACGGGGAACCAGGGAUCCAAACUAUGACGACGGCAGGACACAUCAGUCGAACGUCAAAGUGUCAUGACUUAACGAGAAUUUGUUGGUAUUUUGGCCCGUGA